AGCGUGUCGACAUACUUUUCCACGAUGCUGCGUUUCGUUGCUUUCGUUUUCCAUCUGUAGUAUUUCACCAAAAAUAGCCAUUAGCAGCAGUGACCAACCGGCAACAUUGGGCAAAAUGGCGCUGACCGUGGAUUUUUUUGCGGUCCCGUUCAUGUGAUUCGCGGGGCACAACUCCGUGACUGCUUGGCAAGGGCAACUCUUUCUUCUCGACGGUCUGGUACCGUGGAAUGGCUGUCGCCAUGCCAGGCAUCGUUCCAGAAGUUGUUCAAGAACCUGGUGGAAGAGUGAAGGGGUUGACCAUCGUUAAGCCCAUCGUGUUUGGCAAUGUCGCCCGUUACUUUGGGAAGAAACGAGAGGAAGAUGGCCACACACAUCAGUGGACCGUCUACCUGAAGCCAUACAAAAACGAGGACAUGUCCACCUAUGUAAAGAAGGUACACUUCAAGCUCCAUGAAAGCUACCCAAAUCAGAACAGGGUGGUGACAAAACCGCCAUACGAAGUCACAGAAACUGGCUGGGGUGAAUUUGAAAUUGUCAUCAAGAUAUACUUUAUGGACACCACGGAGAGACCGGUGACCGUCUACCACAUCUUGAAGCUCUUCCAAAGUGAAACCAACAUCAUGCUUGGGAAGAAGCAGCUUGUGACGGAAAUGUACGAUGAACUGAUAUUUUCUGAACCCACAGUGAUGAUGCAGCAGCUGCUAACAAGCACAAGGCCACUUACGGUGGGCCCAUACAAACACGAAUAUGACUUCGAAGAGAGGAAAGAGAAGUCGCUGCAUUCCAUCCUCCAGGCCAAGAACAAGAUUCGGCUUGAGGUGGCCGACCUCAAGGAGCGUCUCAAGGUGGCUAGGGAGACUAUCGACAAGUACAAGUCUGAGAUCAGCAAAUUGGAGUCGCAAGCUGAUGUAGACACUGGCGGAACGACCACCCCUGGCGCUGCAUCCUGACAGGCUUUUGUUGCAUAAGAGUCGGGUGUUGUUUUCUGCGAGUGGCAGUGCGUGCUAUGGACAGGGUGCAUUGGUUGGCUGGAGUCAAACAUGGUUCUCUUUUAGAGAGCAUGAACACUGUGACAUGUUCACAUGGUUGUCUCUUUUUGAAGUUGUUUGUAAGCCAAGAAGCUUGUUUACACCCUCCUUAAGCCACUUGAAUGCUUCCAUCUUUUACAUCAUCUUUUACUUCAUGCAAAAAAAAGACACAUUGCUAGGCGUUCAAGCUCUUUUAGCUCUGCAAUUAACGACUCUGGAUGCGACCAACCUUUGCUUCGAAAGAACAUGCAUUUAAUUUGGCCUAACAAUGUUCCAGUCAAAGUCUCAUGCCUUGAGUAAAUCAUUUGUGGGUACACUGUUGAUACAAUUGCCCACAUUUCUUGCGGUACGUUAACUAGAUGCCCUGAGGUACUGUAGUCACCACUGUUCAUCUAUAUCUAGCUGUAUCAGGUACAUUAUAAGAUGUAUGCUGAAGAUGCUUUACUUUAUCACAUGUGAGGUGUGUAGUUAAACUACAGUAAAUUAUCAGAGCAAAUGUCUAUGCCGACGCUAGGGUGCAGUCUAUGGCCAGAUGAAUGUAGAAGCUUCGUCAUCAAACGCCAACUGAAUGCUGAAGCUACAGAACAUUCUCGUGUUGUUGUACUGGGCAUGACAGGAUAUUGCUGGAGAUAGGGCAAGUUGUUGGGUUUAUUCUGAGAGCGCACUCAGACGUGUGCUGCAGCCAAGUUGUCAUCAGAAUUGAUGUCUGUCAAGUCUUCGAUGAAAGUAUUUUUGGAGUAUGCUCGUGUGUUUCAUGCUUUCUUUGCAUUGAAUACGAGUCUUAAUGAGCAGGAGAGGAGAGGCUCAACCAUGAAUACAAAUCUUUCACUUGCUGAUGUUUCAGGGCAACAGAAAUAAAUGUGGAAUUGUG
Molecule: messenger RNA, 1899 nt
Organism: Rhipicephalus sanguineus (brown dog tick)
Lineage: Eukaryota; Metazoa; Arthropoda; Arachnida; Ixodida; Ixodidae
Gene: Gas41
Product: YEATS domain-containing protein 4
Exons: 8
Coding region: 228-950 (240 amino acids)
Biological process (GO): regulation of DNA-templated transcription
Source: RefSeq, a predicted model, not a curated record